This is a messenger RNA of Macadamia integrifolia, 372 nucleotides long. RefSeq names its product protein ATP1B4-like. The record is from RefSeq and is a predicted model, not a curated record. Bases 1 to 372 code for a protein of 123 amino acids. The transcript has a single exon. Lineage: Eukaryota; Viridiplantae; Streptophyta; Magnoliopsida; Proteales; Proteaceae.
AUGGAGUCUAGAUAUGCUACAGAUGUAUCUUCCUUCUUUCUUUUUGAAGCAACAGGAGAUUCUGAAUUUGAUCUUGAUGUCACCGGCGGUUGCGAAAUUCCGAUGGCCGAUGAUGAUGCAGAGUCUUGUAGCUAUGGCUCAAGUUGUGACAUUGAUGAAAGAGAAUACAAUCAAGAGUACUGGGAUUCAGAAAAGAUGAGAUCACAGGAUAUCACUGUUGAAUCCACACGCAGGGAGGAGGAUAAUGAGGAAGAGGAAGAGGAAGAGGAAGAGGAAGAGGAAGAGGGAGUUUGUGAUGCUAAUGCAAAUUGGGAGAUGAUGACUGAGAUGGAGAAGAGCAAGCUCUUCUGGGAUACAUGCUUGGCUAGUUAG